UGGUGAUGAUGGUUUUAGUGUGGUUGAAUGUUUCUUCUGCAACUCUUUCUCCUGCUGGUGUGAAUUAUGAAGAGGGAUGCCCGGUCAGAAUUUAUCGGGGACGUUAUCGCCUGCAAUCGAAAAUCUUAGUAACCUGCAAUCUAUUAUGUUGCAGGAUAAUGCGAUUUCGGGUUCGAUUCCGGGUGCGAUAGGGAAGUUACGGAAACUUCAGACGCUUGAUCUUUCGGGGAAUAAGUUCAGCGGCGCGCUACCUAGUUCUUUAGGAGAUCUCAACAACUUGAACUUAUUGCGGCUCAACAACAACAGCCUUACUGGACCGGUUCCUCAUUCAUUAUCUGAACUUGGAAGCCUCACACUUGUAGACCUGUCAUAUAACAAUCUUAGUGGUCUGUUACCUAAAAUAUCAGCAAGAACAUUCAAAGUUAUAGGAAACCCUUUACUAUGUGAGCAUAAUUCUGAAAAUGGUUGUUCGGUUGUUUAUCCGGAGCCUCUCGCUUUCCCACCAAACGGUGAAUCUUCAUCCGACGAUAAAAGUCGUCGUCUAGCUAUUGCCCUUGGCACAAGCUUUGGUGCUGUAUUACUACUAAUCCUGGUUGUUGUGUUUCUCAUUUGGUGGCGUAUUCGUAAAAAUAAACAAAUAUUCUUUGAUGUUAAUGAUCAAUUUGAUCCUGAAAUUUGCUUGGGCCAUUUGAGAAGAUUUACAUUUAAGGAACUCCGGGCUGCGACCGAUAACUUCCAUGUAAAAAAUAUUUUAGGUAAAGGCGGAUUUGGAAUUGUUUACAAAGGAUUGUUGACGGAUGGCACAGUCGUGGCGGUUAAAAAGUUAAAAGAUGACAGUAAUUUUGGGGGUGAAGUUCAGUUUCAAACUGAAGUUGAAACCAUAAGUUUGGCGGUUCAUCGCAAUCUUUUACGCCUUUGGGGGUUUUGUUCCACUGAAAAUGAGCGGAUUUUAGUCUACCCGUUUAUGGCAAAUGGAAGCGUUGCUUGUAAACUAAGAGAUCAAAUUCAUGGCAAACCAGUUUUAGACUGGUCAAGAAGAAAAAACAUUGCAUUAGGAACAGCAAGAGGUUUACUAUAUUUACACGAACAGAGUGACCCGAAAAUAAUUCAUCGGGACGUUAAAGCAGCGAAUAUUUUACUGGAUGAAGAUUUCGAGGCAGUUGUUGGUGAUUUCGGGCUGGCUAAGUUGUUGGACCACCGUGAUUCUCAUGUGACCACUGCGGUUCGUGGGACCGUGGGCCACAUUGCACCUGAGUAUUUGUCGACGGGCCAAUCGUCUGAUAAGACUGAUGUUUUUGGGUUUGGGAUCUUGCUUUUGGAGCUAAUUACGGGUCAAAAAGCGUUAGAUUUUGGUAAAACGGCUGCUAACCAAAAAGGCGUUAUGCUCGAUUGGGUAAAGAAGCUCCAUCAAGAUGGGAAACUAAAUCUAAUGGUCGAUAAAUCAUUAAAAAACAAUUUUGAUCGUGUCGAGUUGGAAGAAAUGGUUCAAGUUGCACUUUUGUGCACCCAAUUUAGCCCGUCAAACCGACCCAAAAUGUCGGAAGUAUUAAGAAUGCUGGAAGGAGAAGGGCUAGUGGAGCGGUGGGAAGCUUCACAAAACAUCGAAACACCAAAAUUUCGCGCACAAGAAAGUUUUCCGAAAAGGUAUGCGGAUUAUAUUGAAGAAACUUCACUUGUAUUUGAAGCAAUGGAGCUUUCGGGUCCUAGAUGACCCGAUAUAAUAUGGUUUUGAGCUCAUGUUUUGACUUA
Messenger RNA from Helianthus annuus (common sunflower), 1749 nucleotides. Its product is annotated as protein NSP-INTERACTING KINASE 3. The record is from RefSeq and is a predicted model, not a curated record. The transcript has 10 exons. Bases 77 to 1711 code for a protein of 544 amino acids. Gene Ontology annotation, biological process: protein phosphorylation. Gene Ontology annotation, molecular function: protein binding; ATP binding; protein kinase activity. Lineage: Eukaryota; Viridiplantae; Streptophyta; Magnoliopsida; Asterales; Asteraceae.